AUGGAUUCGACGCCGUCGACCAGGAGCAGGAACCGGAGCCCCCGUGCAUCGACCGCAGCGUCAGGCCAAAACCGCAGUGUCGCCCAGCCUCCUGCUCCGAAUGUCUCUACCCAGGACUGGAUAGAACCGCCACUCGCAUCGCCCAUCCCGAGUUUUGAGGACCAUGGUGGAGGCCCCUACGGAGUGCUCGAAGACAUGCAGGCUCUGGGUAGCCGGCCGACAGCAAAGGUCAGAGGCAGGGUGAAGCCAGACGGUCCCAGAAAGAACGCUCUGAACAAGUCCCUAGCCAAUCCCAUGGCCACUGCUUCCAAUCAGGCUACUCCAGAAACAACUCCUGCCCCCAUGGAAGUCCUGCCCGAGCAACCUCUGGUCAUUGUUGAUGAUGAGCGUGACGAUGACUACACGCCACGCCCCUCCAAGAAGCCUGCAAAGGCCCGUCUCUCUCGCUCAGCUGCUAUCAACGCCAAGUCAACUGCUUCGCCAAAACCCACUACGCCUUCGGUCACGGCCUCUGAGACCCCUGUGCCCUCAUCUGUUGCUACCCCUGUCGCUUCAGCCACACCAGUUGCCCCUCCUGUUGCUCCUCCUGCUUCUAGUGCUCCCACCGCUUCUGCCAGGCAUCCACCAAACCCCUUGCCAAAGGAGGAAGUCAUUCGUCACUUGAAAGCAUUCGAUCGGGUGGUUCCGAUACCGUCUGACCCAGACCAGCGCAAUCUCCACAAUGUUGUGAAAGCUGCAGUGAGAAAAUCCAUGGAGGUUGGGAACAAAAUUCUUGGUCUCGCCAUUCAAGACGUUUAUCUGGAAAGUUUCUCAGACCCGCGUCUGGUACAUUUAUUGAAGGGUAUUCUCGAUCAGACCUCUACGCCAGGUGAGAUUGCCGUUUUUAGAGAGCACAUCAAUCAGGCCAAAAAGAAGAUCAAGGCCAAAGAAACUGCUAUGAAAAAGAAGUUGCCGAGUGAGAUCAAACGAACCUCUUCACCAGCUCCCGAAAUGGUUCCGCGCCCUUCUAUCGAAAAUCAGGCUGUUCCACGUAAACCGAAGAUUUCACUUAAAAUGACGAAAAACACGAAAGCCGUCAGCAAGCCGGUUGACUCACCAGCACCUCUUCCAGCCAAAACCAAGCCGCGCGCAUCUAGCGUCUCGAGCUCUUCGUCUCUUUCAUCACUCACCUCAAUCGAAGAAACCCCUGAACCUCAAGCACUAAUGGCACCACAUUAUUCUCCACCUCCCUAUCCGCCCCGUUCGACUGUGGCCCCAACAACGCUUGCGGCUCCCGUAGACACAAACGGCUCUGGUAAGCGCUCGUCCAUGGAAGCCGGAAACGACGAGGAUGACCGGCAGUUCCAAGCAAAGAAGCAGAAACUCGACGAGACUGUCAACCGAGACGCUCCCACUGAAGAAAGCCACGUACGACCAGAUUUAUCCGCCAUCCCCAAGGUGCACAAAAACUUGAUGGUGCCACCCGUGCAACUCACUGCAAGUGAUGCGCGCAGCAGAGACAUUUCUGCAGAUGCUGCAUCGUCUUUGACCGAAGUCUCGUCACCGCUCUCGUCUACAUCUCGUAGAAAUACGCCAAAGAGAACCAGCAUGCCUGCCAAGCUCUUCAAGAAGAAGGCCAAAACCAAAAACUCGCCAGUCAAAAAGCAAGCACCGGGGCAGAGUGCUGACGAGGACGGAACUAGCCGGAGAGCCAGCCCCGGCGGGCCUGAUGUGAACGAAGAGUCCGACAACAACGACUAUUGCACAGCUUGCAAUACCAGCGGAUUCCUUCUUUGCUGCGAUGGUUGCGAUAGCUCGUUUCAUCUCCAUUGCCUUGAUCCUCCCUUGAGUCAAGAUGCGCCUGAGUUGAAUGAGGCAUGGUACUGUUUUGGCUGUACAGCGAAGCGCGCACAGCCCCAGAGACAUUCUCGUGGCCUCUUCGCUGCGUUGCUUCUCAACCUUGAUAAGCGUAACCCGUCAAACUUCGUACUCCCUCAGGACAUUCGCGAAUACUUUGAUGGUGUCGCUACCGCUAAGGACGGCAAGUUCGUAGAGCAGCUCGCUACAAAGACUCGAAGAGGUGCCGGAUAUGAUGAGCUGCCUGACCACUUCAAGACAAAGGAUGCUAAAGGUCAGGCUAUCUUGUGCUACAACUGCUCGCUGUCAUCUCUUGGUCGACGCGAGAUUAUCACUUGUGAUCAGUGUAGCGCUCACUGGCAUCUUGAUUGUCUCGACCCACCUCUUGCCAAUGCUCCUUAUCGCGAUCAUACUGGCAGAAAGAUCCGUGACUGGCUUUGCCCGUUGCAUGCCGAUCACGCGCUUCGCGCGAUGGAAGUGCCUCGUCUUGCUGACCGCCAGUUCCAGAGGGAACGAAGAAUACACAUGCGCAGACCUCGUGGUGCAAAGGUUGUUGACACUGCACUCAAUCGUGACUUCGUCAACGAUGGUGUGAUUGAGAUAGCCAAUGACUCGAGCGACGAUGAUUCCGAAUUUGAGGAAGUCGAUGUCUCUGGAGUUGUUUAUCGCCUACCUGAGAAGGGUAUCAAGCUCGACUUCAUUGACAGAGUCAGACGUGGCCGAGCAGCUGAACAGUACUACAGCAAUCCUCAGGCUUACUCUCGCCCCAACAAGAGAAGGGCGAUGGAACAAACCGAUUUCUUCCGUCGCUCUUUCGUGGAACAGCGUACUGCUCUCGAUCUUGUCGGUCUUGCCAAUCAGCAAGCCGACCUCGACUUCAACGGUGACCAAGUCAGUGGUCUGCUCACCACCCUCAUUGCUGAGGCGCCAGCUGAUGUAGUUGCGCAAAUGAUCGAAGCUGAGAAGGAGGCCAAGUCAUCGGACACGACAGGCCCACCCUCACCUCCCGCAUCGGAUCAACACACAGAGCAAAGCUUGGCGCAGCAGCGUAAGAGUUUGGAGCUGCUCCAGACACUGAUUGCCAGAAAGCUUGCCGCCAUG
Molecule: messenger RNA, 2937 nt
Organism: Aureobasidium pullulans EXF-150
Lineage: Eukaryota; Fungi; Ascomycota; Dothideomycetes; Dothideales; Saccotheciaceae
Exons: 6
Biological process (GO): regulation of transcription by RNA polymerase II
Cellular component (GO): Rpd3S complex
Source: RefSeq, a predicted model, not a curated record